Messenger RNA from Amorphotheca resinae ATCC 22711, 1542 nucleotides. RefSeq lists its product as hypothetical. The record is from RefSeq and is a predicted model, not a curated record. Bases 1 to 1542 code for a protein of 513 amino acids. The transcript has a single exon. Lineage: Eukaryota; Fungi; Ascomycota; Leotiomycetes; Helotiales; Amorphothecaceae.
AUGGCUAACAGCAAUGGCCCAGCACCCCCACCUCUACCUAAUAGACAAGGCCCUGGACCUGGGCCAUUUGGGUUGGGGCCCCCAGGACCAGCACCUCCUCCCCAUAUGCGUCCUCCCGGUGGACCCUCCGGACCACCUCCUGGCUUUCAGCCUCCUCCCGGUGUUCCACAAAAUUCCCAGGCCCAAACUCGACGACAGGUUGAUUCAACCCACUUCUCAGAUAUCACACCAAGAACGGCAUUAGAUGACGACGAAUGCAGAGAGAGACUGACCACGUACGAGGCACAUACGAUCCAACGGCGUGUUCCGCGUGAUUCGAGGGAGAAAGCUACUUGGGCGAAGGCUGUAAUCACAAAGGAGUCAUGGACUCAAGAAGAUUUGUCGAAACAAAUCAAGAAGUUGAACGAGGGCCGAUCCACUGUGGCGACAAAAAAGCAAAAUCUCAAGCCUUUCCAGCAAGGCCAGGUCACUCGGGUCUUGGAUGUCCUAAAGACGGCAGAGAUGGACCCCAACUUUGAAUUUUCGCUUGUGCAGCUGGACUCCAAAUUCAUGCCCGCCAGGAAGAGCUCGAAGGAACGGGUAACCGCAUCCAUUACGGUGUAUGUGAAGCGGGCCCCGCGCGAGGAUCUAAACCCGAUGACCCUAUACCACACAAUGGAGAAUAAGAAAGCCGAGAAGAUGGCGCAAAUGAACAGACCGGCACCACCCCAACCCCAACCCCAACCACAGCCACAGCAACAAGGAGGGGGAGGGGGACCGCCACGGCUCAUGAAUAUGCCGCCGCCGCCGCCGUUGCCGCCUCUGCAAAAGCCCAAUCCUAAUAUCCCCAAAGUGACACCACGCAGAGACAAAAAGUACCACGAUGAUGACGAUUCAAGUACCUCAUCGGGAUCCACGAGCAACACCGAGAGCGAAUCGGACUAUAGCAGCUCCGAAAACACCACGAUCAGCUCCAGGUCGGGGAGGCAUUCAAGGAAAUAUACCCGCAAGGGACGAGCCCACAACCGUGGUAAACGUCGAGAGCAUCGCAGAGAGUAUUAUGGAGAUGAUCGAGUCGUUCACUCACCAGAACCUCGCCUGUACGAUCCUUACACGCCUCGUUCUGUCCCUGAUAUCCCACUUGCUGCUCCUGCGUUUGAUUCAGCACUGGCCGCGGCUUAUAACAACCAAGGAAGACUUGAUGCAGAGGCCGAGAUUUUUGGCCUCACUGAUCGGUAUACAACUUCACGCCCUAUCGAAGGGAGAACUUUUAUCACCUAUGGGCCUGACCGUGUAGUGCCCCGAUACGAGCAUCCGCCUCACUCGUUCUACCCCGAAGAAAGAUACAUGCGAAACUUGAGAGCACGAGACGAGGUGCCUUCCGGAUGGGAACGCGAUAAUCCAAGAUGGGAUGAAAUGAGACGACAUGGGCAAGAAGCUGAUAUAUACUCAGACCGUAGAUCGAGUGAAGCUUCCAGGUUCAUCUAUCCCAACCCCAAUCCUUUCGCUCCCCACCCCCUUCCGCGUCGAUAUCCUCCUUCAGGUCACACCAGGGGCUUCUGA